Molecule: messenger RNA, 1934 nt
Organism: Hippocampus zosterae (dwarf seahorse)
Lineage: Eukaryota; Metazoa; Chordata; Actinopteri; Syngnathiformes; Syngnathidae
Gene: zgpat
Product: zinc finger, CCCH-type with G patch domain
Exons: 7
Coding region: 187-1755 (522 amino acids)
Biological process (GO): regulation of transcription by RNA polymerase II; negative regulation of DNA-templated transcription
Cellular component (GO): nucleus
Molecular function (GO): metal ion binding; DNA-binding transcription factor activity, RNA polymerase II-specific; RNA polymerase II cis-regulatory region sequence-specific DNA binding
Source: RefSeq, a predicted model, not a curated record
GAAAUAUAUUUUGAUACAGCCGGUAACUUCUCUACUGUCUUGGUCUUGUGAAAAGCAUUUCAGUUGUACGGCACAUCUUUUGGGUUGUCUUCGCCCUUCCAGUCGCGACAUUGGUUUCAAAUAAUUAGCCAGAUAACGAAGGCUGGAUGCCUUUCUUUCCUGUUCGGCCCAGCCUGGAGUGACACUAUGGAUGAGGAAACCCUGGAGGGCGCCAUCUCUACAUAUGAAGCUCAGCUGCAGCAAGUGGAUGCCACUCUGGCUGCUGGCCUGGACCCCUCCCAGCAGAGUGACCUGCUCAAACUGAAAGAGGACCUGUGUCAACUGAUAGAACUCACCAAGGCCAGCCUGCUGUCUUUCAGAAAGAGUCUGCUUCUGGCUUCCCUGGAGGACACUAGUGGAGUGCCGGGCAAUGCGCAAAAGCCUCCGGCUGACACAAAUGGCGUUUUGGAAUCUGAGUUUGCUGCUUUCUACAAUGAAGUUGGGGAGUUUUCGGGGAAUAGCUCUGAUUUGAAGGAACAAGAACAGGACACUGAUGAUUUUGUAGAAGAUGAAUGUGAAGAAGAGGACGGGGAUGAGGUAGACACACUGAGUGGUACCAAAGUAAGAGCACCUUACAGGACGUCGUGGGGGACUCUGGAGUACCACAAUGCCAUGGUGGUCGGGGCAGAGGAACCAGAUGGAGAGGAGGCACAAGUUCGAGUUUUGUACAUUUAUCCCACGCAGAAGUCCAUGAAACCAUGUCCAUUUUAUCUCGAGGACAAAUGUCGCUUCCAGGAUAACUGCAGGUUUUCCCAUGGUGAAGUGGUAUACGUGUCAGAGCUCAGAGACUUCCAGGACUUUGACCUCAGUAACCUUGAGGAAGGCUCGUCCUGCUUGACUCGACAUGAGGAUGGCAUCUGGUACCCGGCCAGAAUCACAGACAUCGACAACGGUUUCUACACGGUGAAGUUUGACUCACUGCUGCUCAAAGAUGCUGUCGUUGAAGCCGACUGCAUCAUUCCACCGCUGAGAGAAGAAGACCCACUCUCCUCUGACUCGGACCAGGACGAUGCCGAAUAUGAUGCAGCGUAUGCGAAAGUUUUGGGCUCCGGCGGUGAAUCGACUGCAAACAACGCUUCCGUUUUUGGAGGUUGGGAGGCUCACACAAGAGGCAUCGGAUCCAAGCUAAUGCUCAAGAUGGGCUAUGAAUAUGGCAAAGGUUUGGGGAAAACGCAGGAAGGUCGAGUGGAGCCCGUCAUGGCGGUGCUCGUACCCAAAGGGAAAUCACUGGACCACUGUGCCGAGUUAACUCUGAGACGCGCUCAGAGCAAACCAAACGAUGGCGUGAAAACAGGCCGACCAAAGCGUCGGCGGAAGCCGCGGGAGGCCAACGGUGAGCGCAGAACUGUCUUUGACUUUCUUAACUGCAAGCUCGGCGCCAAGGAGCGUGCCGCUUCCGAGGAGGGGGCGGCAACGGCCGCUGGGUCGUCCUCAUUUAACGGGGUGGAGGCCUACAAGGGUGGAAAGAACACCAAGAGGAGUCUGAAUGUGAAGCUGUUCCAGAUUGCCGAGAAGGUGUCACAGACUGAGAGGGAGAUCCAGAACCUGACACAGUCGCUCAGCAGGCAAACGGGCAGGGACGCGUCCAGAGUGAAGCAGCUGGAACAGAAGCUGUCGGACGCUCGUCGGCUGCUGGCCCAGCAGAAGGCCCAGGAGCUGUGCAUCCAGAGAGAACAAAACAAAGCGAACACACACAAGAAGAUGACCGAGUUCUAAGCUCUCUUCAACUUUUUUUAGGAGUUGUAUCGUAAACCAAACAGAACAGCAAAAUGAGAGCUCGUUUGCUUUCUGUCACUAUUUGCUGGAUUUUGGUGUGUACAGAAAGUAUCAGAUGCUCAUUUUUGUUUGUCGUGUGUUUUUAAUUUCUUCACUAAAAUCAUGAUUUGGAGAAUGUU